This is a messenger RNA of Exophiala bonariae, 1656 nucleotides long. RefSeq lists its product as uncharacterized. Gene Ontology annotation, cellular component: nucleus. Bases 1 to 1656 code for a protein of 551 amino acids. The record is from RefSeq and is a predicted model, not a curated record. The transcript has a single exon. Lineage: Eukaryota; Fungi; Ascomycota; Eurotiomycetes; Chaetothyriales; Herpotrichiellaceae. Gene Ontology annotation, biological process: rRNA processing. Gene Ontology annotation, molecular function: protein binding.
AUGUCCAUGACACUGGCAACCACAUGGGUGCGAAGGGGAGCAGCAGCACAAUUUCCUACAAAAUAUCAAGUGGACGAGGCCGAACUCGGUCGAAUAUCACAACUUGCCCGUUUGCAACUCGAAGACGCCCGAGAAGACCUGCAGGAGGCUCAAACACCCAAGAAGUCGAAGGCCAAGGACUCAGAUGAUUCAGACUCAGACAACGGUGUCCCAACCGGCGAGCCCUCCGACUCGAGCAAACCCCCUAAAACUGGCAGCGAAGACGACGACCUUGCAGAGUACAACCUUGACGAGUAUGAUGAAGAUCCAGUUGACGAGAAUGGAGAGAAGUUUGCACUCUUCGGGAAUGUGGGCUCGUUGGCAUAUCACGAACCACAUGAACAAGACCCGUAUCUAGUCCUGCCUGAGGGUGAGCAAGACUCCGAUGACGAAAGAGAAGAACUUCAAAUACUGGCAACGGACAACCUGAUUCUGGCUGCUAAAGUCGAGGACGAAGUCGCCCAUCUUGAGGUUCUCGUCUACGAGGAUGAUACAGACAAUCUGUACGUUCACCACGAUAUCAUGCUACCUGCAGUGCCCCUGGCUGUAGAAUGGGUCAACGUACCUGUAGGCAAAGACGCCGGGUUGAGAACACAUGGAAAUUUCGUCGCAAUAGGGACAAUGAGUCCUGAGAUUGAGAUCUGGGAUUUGGAUAUUGUGGACAGCAUGUAUCCAAACACCAUCCUUGGACAAGAGCCAGAAGCAGCAAAUCAAAAUGGCGAAAGCAGUUCCACCAAGAAGAAGUCGAAAAAGAAGAAGAAGAAGACCAAGGCGAACGAUGAAUACCACGUCGACGCAGUCCUUGCCCUGGCCGCCAAUCGACAGCAUCGGAAUCUCCUUGCAUCAGCAUCCGCAGACAGCACCGUCAAAUUGUGGGAUCUCAAUACGGGGAAAUGCGCAAAGUCAUAUACAAUGCACAAUGAUAAAGUAUGUGCAUUAGAUUGGCAUCCAACAGAGUCUACUAUCUUAUUGAGCGGAAGUUACGAUCGUACCGUUAUUGCGACAGAUAUGCGUGCUCCAGACGCUGUAGCGCCAAAAUGGGUCGUCGAAGCUGACGUCGAGAGAGUACGGUGGGACAUCCACGACCCAAAUUUCUUCUACGUCACUACAGAAGCAGGCACAGUGCAUUACUUUGACGCUCGAGUUGUGCCGACAUCUCAUGACGGCCCCAGUAAGCCAAUAUGGACGCUCCAGGCGCAUGACAGCCCUGUCAGUGCCUUCGAUAUCAACCCAUCCAUAACAGGGCUGCUAGCAACAGGCUCGGAUGACAAGAAAGUCAAGCUGUGGAAUAUCAAGGAUAAUGUUCCAAGUUUGGUUGUAUCGAGGAAUCUCGAGGUUGGACGUAUCUUCACAAUACAAUUUGCCCCUGAUCCUGAGGUCGCGUUCAGGCUUUCCGUCGCGGGAAGUAAAGGUCAGCUUCAGGUUUGGGAUAUCAGUACCAACCCUGCGGUGAGAAGUGCCUUUGCCAACCGGGUAAAGCUACCGGAGACCAAUGGCAAAGAGCGACUUGUUGGGAUCAACCAGGAUAAUGAUGAGGACGAUGAGGACGAUGAGGAGGACGAGAAUGGAGGUGGUGGGCCAGCGCAGGAUGGCUGGGAGUCUAUGGAUGAAGACUGA